Messenger RNA from Hypoxylon trugodes, 2692 nucleotides. Its product is annotated as HET-domain-containing protein. The transcript has a single exon. Lineage: Eukaryota; Fungi; Ascomycota; Sordariomycetes; Xylariales; Hypoxylaceae. The record is from RefSeq and is a predicted model, not a curated record. Bases 648 to 2654 code for a protein of 668 amino acids.
GGGGUCCAGCGGAAGGUUUCCGUGCCCCUCAGAUCUAUGCUUAUGUAAUGAGAGCAAGGUUGUAUGACUAAGCGAAUCCUUCCCCUAUUUCCUCCACUAAUCGAUUACAUAAGUGGCUAGCUGACUUUCCUUCCUACAUCAUCAUCAGCAUCAUCGUGAAUAGUGGCAAACGGCUACUUGACCGGGUAGGCUCCGAGUAUUGUUUUUUUUUUUUCGAAAAUCCAAACUAAAAUAAAAAAAACGAAAGAAAAAAAAGGGGGUGAUAAGGCGCACCGUUACUUGCCCGAAGACAAGCCAGAGGGAGCCGAAAAAGCAUCAUCCUGACCGUUACCACCACUGAGGAUCGAACUCUCAACCGGUUUCCCCGUCACAUUGAAGAAAGUACUGCCCAGUUGAGCCAAGCCAGGGUUACUCCUCUCAAUUAUUGAAAUCCUAUAAUAUUAUUAUUACCUAUCUACACAUUGCUUGGGUUCUAGAGAUUUAGUGGGUGGAUGAUCCUCGUUGACUGGAGGUUGGGUAGGUAGCCCGGCAACUGGGAAGCUAUUCGGGUCACACAGCACUAGUGUUUUAUAGACGCUAAUGUCAGGUCUAAGUUGUGAAGUGUCUGCCUAAGGAUACCUUGCGGGACUUGAUGAUAAUUAUCGGAAAUGAGUUCGACCGCGACGAUUAUCACAGAGUCCCUGUGUAGGUUCUGUCACCAGUUCGUUGAUAACCUCUUUAGCUUCAAUUUCCUCAAGCAAGAAACCUAUCCGACGCCAUGGCAACCAGUCGGGUCAGAAUGGACACCUGAGAAGGCCUGGGGGGAUGUCUUCCAUCAUUAUGAAACAUUUGAUGAUCUUUCCAAAAGCGCCGAAACUUGUGAAGUCUGCAGUGUCCUCCACGCAGACCUCGCGCAGAUGAGCGCGGACUUACGUCAAGGUUGGCUGGGAUUAUAUCCUUUUUGGUCUACCGGUCGCAUGGGAAUGAACAAACUGAAGGGACACUUCCGCGCUGGAUUCCGUGACUCUUUAGGCGAGAUGCCCUGGGGAAGCAGUAAAAUUGGGAGCAUUCCGUUGCAUAGCUUUAGAGUCUGCAGACGUGUGCCCCUGAAAGAAGGCGAAAUUGUUGAAUAUGCGGAUGCUCAUAGGAGACUCCCGGCGGUAUCAUCAACCCUCCAGCCGUCCGACAUUCCUCAGGAGGUGGCUAGCUGGGAGCGCGAAUGUUCGGAAACCCACAAAAAUUGCGCUGGGCUCGGGUCCAGUAGCGAACUACCUACAAGGGUAAUCGAUGUUGGCAAGGCUGAAAAUGCACACAUUCGUUUAUAUGAGUCGAGGGGCGAAAAGGCACAGUAUGCGACUCUCAGUCAUUGCUGGGGUGGAGCGAUUCCCUCCGUCACGAUACAAGCGAAUAAGGCGGCAAGAACCGACAUUAUAAACAUCGACGAACUUCCGCAAAAUUUCAAAGACGCAAUUCAAGUGACUCGCGCCCUAGGGAUUCCAUACAUAUGGAUAGAUGCACUGUGCAUAAUUCAAGAUUCAAAGGAAGACUGGGAUAGAGAAGCUAGUAAGAUGUUUUCUGUUUACGCCGGCGCCUCAUUAACUAUAUCCGCACUGGAUGCGACAGCAAGUACGGAAGGCUUCCUCAAGCCAAACAGAGUACCCUUGGCCAUAAUAAACGAUGAAUACGGUGUCCAGAAGGUUUUUCCAGAUAUCAAUGAAUAUCUCGUACGAUGCCCACUCACUACUCGAGGAUGGUGUAUGCAAGAAAGACUUCUAGCACCACGUUUGCUUCAUUUUGGGAAGGAACAAAUAUUCUGGGAAUGCCGCACGGACUUCAUAUGCGAAGAUGGGCGGAGAAUUACUGGAGACUCGGAUGGGCACGUCAUGGCAGAGUUUCUUAGAAUCAGAAGAAGCCUUGGCAUAUCCGCCGAUCCGGGGACCGACUUAUUUUGGUGUUACUGGUAUCAAUUGCUAGGAGAAUACACCACGCGGAAGCUCACUGUUCCUACUGACAAGCUACCUGCCGUGGCCGGAGCCGCCGCCUUGUUUAGAACUCCGAGGCCCGAUUCGACAUAUGUCGCCGGCUUGUGGAAAGAAGAUAUCGUGAGAGGUCUACUUUGGUGUGCUCAUUACGAUCAUAUGCCUGGCCGAAGAGUCUGGGGAAUCUCAACGACGGACAGGAUAUCUGUUUUGACUAAACCCGCUAAGAAACGUGCACCAAGUUGGAGUUGGGCUUCCGUCGACGGACAACUCGAUUUUUGGGCACGUAAAAUUGGCGGAUUUGUUGUGGAAGCUUUAGGUGUCACAAUGGACGCCGAGAGGGAGGGUAUAGCGAGCGUAGCGAGCGGGAUAGUAAAACUUAGAGGCCUCGUCACGCGGAUGUAUUACCAUCCCCCUCCCGAUAAACCCGGUCUCGAUGUGGGGGCCUUGACAUUUAAGCGGAUUGAUUCUCCUGAAGAUGAGUCCGUUACACUGAAUGGAUGUGUCAUGGAUGUGGAUCGCCGCUCACCACGGUUUUGCUGGGCGAUAGUAAUGGCGCAGUCCAUGAACGAUUGGUACCUGCUCAUACUUCACAAGCAGAAUGAUGGGAAAUUUCAACGAAUCGGAAUGUCUACGUCAAAGUCGGUGAAGGUUGAUCCCGGAAGAUUCGAAACGAAAGAGAUUGAAAUCGUUUAAAUAUCUUUCACGAGGUUUCAUUGAACACCGAGGUUUGA